Molecule: messenger RNA, 3869 nt
Organism: Patiria miniata (bat star)
Lineage: Eukaryota; Metazoa; Echinodermata; Asteroidea; Valvatida; Asterinidae
Product: apoptosis-stimulating of p53 protein 1-like
Exons: 12
Coding region: 192-3764 (1190 amino acids)
Biological process (GO): regulation of apoptotic process; signal transduction
Cellular component (GO): nucleus
Molecular function (GO): p53 binding
Source: RefSeq, a predicted model, not a curated record
CAGUUUGGCUAGCGGCUUGCAAACCGGCAUUAAUGCUUGGACAUUGGAACUAAUGCUACACUCGUAUUUUUUUCUGCCCUGUUUUAUUUCCUGGAAGAAACAGUCUGACACAAACAUUCACUUGAAAUUGUGAAAUGGAACGCGUGGCAGAUGGCCGCUAGUAAUGGCACACCUUCCAAGUACACAGGUAGAUGAUUGUUAACGUUUAUCUGAGCAACAACCCGGACGCGGUCGCUGAGGUGCCUAUUACUCCUGACACAACGUGCCGGGAUGUGGUAGAUUGCUGCAAGGAGGUCGGAGAGGAACACUGUCACCUUGCUGAGCUGUGGAGAGGCUGUGAGCGGCCCAUUCAUUCCGAGGAGCGCAUCUUUGACAUUCUCCGGCAGUGGGGCGUCCACAACAACGAGGUGAAAUUCUACUUGCGUCACCAGAGUGCCAAGGUAGAGGAGGUCUCCAGCCGGGACCAUCAAGGUCAGAGGAUGAAGAAAAACAACGGGAUUCAAGAAGAUUUGAAGAUUCCGCCCGGCGUUGACCUGUCACUGAGCGAGCUCCAGGACAUGGCCGACCGGCAACAACACCAAAUUGAGGCCCAGCAACAGACGCUGGUUGCCAAGCAACAACGACUCAAAUUCCUGAAGCAACAAGAGCAGAAACAGCAGCAAAUGGCUGCUGAGGACGAGCGCUUGCGACGACUCCGAGACAAAGUAGACACUCAGGAGCAGAAGCUCCGAAAGCUGCGAGCGUUACGUGGCCAGGCCGACUCCACCAAAAACAGCAACCACACCCUGUCCACAGAGCUGGAUUCAGUCCGGACCCUGUUUGCCCAGAAGGAGAAGGAGCUGGCUCAAGCCGUGGCAAAGGUAGAGGAGCUUAGCCAACAGCUUGAACAGCUGAAACAUGGCAACCUGAAUGGCAUCAACGGGGAUGUCUACAAGUCUCCCGCCAACGAAGAGCUGGACAGACUGCGCAAGGAACUCUUGCUUCGUAAUAGACUGAAUGAGGAGCAGAGUGCCACAUUGCAGAAGCAGCGACAGAACAUGGUCCAUCGGAAGGAGGAGAUGGCAGUGGUGGACAGACGCAUCGAGGAGCUGACAGACAGACUGCGCAAGACCCGAAGCCUGGGCAAGCCUCAGCUACCUCCUCCAGGAACAAAUAUCAACAACAAUGCCUCAUCACAGAGUCGGCUGCCCAACGGCAACAUGAAGCUGGACAGGCCAGUGAAUGGAAGCCAAGCAAGAGAUGCGGGCAAUGGAAUGAACUAUAGAGGGGACCCAAGGGGGAUGCCAAAUGAUCCCGGUAGGAGAUCCCCCAUGGCCAAUGGAGAUAUCUCAGGACCUCCUCCACCCAAUGGUUAUGGGGUCCAGGGAAGACCAGGUCCCACUGGUCGCCCGAUGCCUCCAAAGCCUGCCACGCUGUUCCCUCCACAGAGCUUCAAGCCCAGGACGAACCAGAGCAGUGCCUCGGGCGUUCCUGGAAAAGGCUCGCCUAUGUCUGCCAACAGGCCGCACCAAGGCCCGGCUGCCUGGCAUUCCACAUCUUUGGAUGUUGUCCAGCCAUCGCGCGGCAAAUCUGAGGGCAUCAAUGAAAGUGGCAGCGAUACCUCCUCAUUGACAGAGAACUCUAGCGUGGACAGCAUGCCCACUAGCGCUCUACCCAAUCAGCAGCAGGGAUCAAACAGACGCCCUGACAGUCGCAGCUCUCCUGUACCUCAGCGGUCUGGAAGCCCCAUGUCCUCACAGCCCAUCCCCAUGGCCAAGACAGACCCAAGGUUAGCGUCCCUCUCAGAGAGGCGAGCUGGUGACAGAUCACCCAUGUACAAUCUAGCAAGCUUAGAGGCUGCCCUGUCUCCCCCACCUGCAGAAUUGUUGAAUGACCGUGGACCUCCUCAACCAGGUGACUGGAGACCUGGCUUUGGUCCUGGACAAGCUCCUGGCAGCCCAUCCCGCAAUGGAAAUGGCAACCAUACGGAGACUGACUUCAGGACAAGGAGUGCAAGCACUGACUCUCUCAGCUCACAAGGCCAUAAUGGUAACAGACAACAGCCUUCACCCCAGGGCAAGAAGAAACCCCCUCCCCCACCAAGAGCAGUCACAACUGGGCUAUCAAAUGCCACUCCAAGCUCUCCGUCAAGAAGUGGUCCACCUGCCCCCAACGGCCACAGGUACCCAUCGGUGUCAAGCCAGCCGUCAUCCCCAAGUGUCCCAUUUAAGCAUGAAGGAAACCAGUAUGGUCCUACCUCAACAGCCUCCACUCAUCCUGGUAGUCCAAAACUAUCUAGUGGGCGGAGCUCUGGUAGUUCCUCUCCUGUGAUUGGUCCUCGUAAUGGUCUAUCUGGUCCUGUCAUGAGGCCACAACCAGGAUCACCAAGUUCUGGUCAGUCCGCAAACACCCAACUUCCUGCCUCUGUCAAUUCUGACAUUCCGCCACCGCGACCUGAGCUUCCCCAGCCAUAUUCCUCCACUGGCUCCUCCGCCCCUGAUCCCACCAGACCCCGCCAUCAGAGAUCACCGGCAACGGUCGGCAUGUUUGUUCCACCGCCGCCGGCCCAGAUGCGCAAUUACAACCGCCCCAGUUAUGAGAAAGGCAUCACGUCAACCGACGGUGGAAAGAAGAACCUGGCAGUCAGGAGCCUCUUCCCUGACAUGCAGCCCAAUCCGCCUGGUCGAACCUUACUUGGAAACCUUCCACUGACCAGCAGCCUCCAAGGCUCCCAGUCAUCACGUGAUGAAGAUGACGCCCCCCUCAGUCCAAACCGCCCACCAAGUCCGCUGAACCUUCCCAUGAGCCAUCUCUACCACCACCCGGAUUUCCAGAGGUUGCGGAACAUGCCCCGCCCGCUCAAGAAGCGCCUCUCUUAUUCUGAGGACAAGGAGAGCCUGAAUUUCCUCAAGAUCGGCAGCACAGAGCCCACUGUGAACGAGAACAAUCAGGAACAGCAGGAUCCUUCCAAGCAGGAGCCACAGCCAAACGACAUCAGCAAGAAGGACCAAGACAUGAACUUUAGGAACAAUGCCAUCCUGAGUCAGAAGCAGUACACCGCUGCCCUGUCCCAACUCUCAAGAUCCCCGGUCAUCAGCAACCGGAGUGUCACUGGGAAGGGAGAAGUCAAAGGCAUCUUGAAGAAAGAAGGUGCCUUGAAGAAGACCAUCAGGGUACGCUUUGACCCCUUGGCCUUACUACUAGAUGCAUCCCUGGAAGGAGAGUUUGAUCUUGUCCGAAGGAUAAUGCCAGAGGUGCCUAACCCGAGUGGUGCCAAUGAUGAGGGUAUCACGGCUCUUCACAAUGCCAUCUGUGCGAACCACUACGAGAUAGUCAACUUCCUCAUCAUGAACGGCGUGGAUGUAAACUCACCAGAUAGUGACGGAUGGACGCCUCUUCACUGCGCUGCCUCCUGCAACAACGUGAUCAUGGUGCGCAACCUGGUGGAGCACGGGGCCUGCAUCUAUGCCUCCACCAUCAGCGACAAGGAGACGGCAGCAGACAAGUGUGAAGAAGAGGAAGAAGGCUUCAAGAUGUGCUCACAGUAUCUCUUUGGCGUUCAGGAGAAGAUGGGCAUCCUGAACGGCGGCCGCAUCUUUGCCGUCUACUCCUACAACGCCGAGAAGCCGGACGAGCUCGCCUUCAAGGACGGAGAGGAGCUGACGGUGAUCCGACGGGGCGAUGAGGAAGAGACAGAAUGGUGGUGGGCCAAGAAGGGCGACCAGAUGGGCUACAUACCCAGGAACUUGUUCGGGUUGUUCCCCCGUGUCAGGCCGUUGUUUUGAGGCUCCUCAGCCAAUCAGCUUUUUAUACCAAAUUGUGUAAAUACGUGACGACUGAACUUCUGGACCUAGUCCAACAGGACGUCAGCUUUUUAAAACUCCCCAAAA